AUGACUGAUUCAUCCAGUAGAAAACACAUUGCAGCCUCUGUGGCCUUUUCUUUGGCGGGAUGCGUCCUCUGGAUGGCAACCCAUGGCUUUCGUGAGAAUCACGGAGGAGCAAUGAUGGACGAUUCCAUGGGGAUAACCUCUCGUCGAUUCCUUGCGUCUAUCUUGGAUGAAGACGAGGCAAUCCCGGAACUCUUUCCUCUGCAGUUACCGGAUUAUAUUGGAUUCUUUUGUGCCAUCACGGGCCUCAUCUUGGCGGCUGGUGCUGGAAUUGGUGGGGGCGGUAUUCUUGUCCCUAUUUUUAUUCUCAUCUUUGAGUUCCCUGUCAAGCAUGCCAUUCCGUUGGCUUCUGUCACCGUCCUUGGUGGCGCGUUCGCCAACAACUUGCUGAAUUUUCGAAAGGCGCAUCCAGACCACCCAAGCCGACCUGCCAUUGAUUGGGACCUCAUAAUUCAGCUGGAACCCAUGACCAUUGCGGGUGCCUUGAUUGGAGCGGACUUGAACGAUCUUUUGCCAGACACCGUACUGGUGGUUCUCCUCUUUGUGCUACUUUCUGCCACGGCCUACAAGACUCUUCAGAAAGCCCACAAACUUCAUGAAAAAGAAACAGAAGAAAUGGAGAAAGCUCAAAAGGAGGCAGUAAGGCUUUUGGCCAGUGGCAAUGCGCCAGGAGAUGUGGAGGCCCAGGACAAGUCUGUGGUGAGGUCCACCUAUGGAUCUGUUGCCAGCCGCAGGCCUCAAGCUAAAGUCAAGGCGUUGACUCACGAGCCUUCUUUCGGAGCGGACCAGGUCCAUCAAGCUUGGAUUGCUGCGGGUCAGCUCAGUGCUCUCUUUGUGAUAGUGACAAUCCUGAAUUUGCUAAAGGGCGGACCCGGUGAAAGUGGCGGAGGCCCUAUGGGUCUUCAAUCUUGUGGAGCCACCUGCUUCUGGGUCACAGAGGCAGGUAUCUUUUUCCUGAUUAUUGGCUUUGCUAUCUUUGUUCGUCAUGGCGUCCUGCGAAGAAUGGAGUCCGGCGGCCCUGUAUUGUCCGAGAUCGACUGGGACGAAGAGAACACUAUUCGAUACCCACUGUACGCCAUUGUUGCUGGUUUGGUGGCUGGUAUGUUUGGUGUUGGAGGUGGGAUCAUCAAGGGUCCGUUGAUGCUGGCUCUCGGAGUCCACCCCGCCGUGGCAUCUGCAACGUCGGCCUGCAUGAUCCUGUUCACUAGUUCGACCUCAACCAUCAGCUACAUGAUCUUUGGUCUCCUUCUCAAAGAUUAUGCGGCCGGUUGUCUCAUCACGGGCUUUCUGGCAACCCUUCUCGGCCAAACACUUAUGUCCAUGUUGAUGAGAAAGUACAAUCGAGACAGCUACAUAGCGUAUACCAUUGGAAUUGUCGUUGGGCUUUCCGCCAUCGCCAUGACUCUCGAAUCGGUGCUUGCCAUCAUUGGCCCCUGA
Molecule: messenger RNA, 1434 nt
Organism: Seminavis robusta
Lineage: Eukaryota; Bacillariophyta; Bacillariophyceae; Naviculales; Naviculaceae
Source: the annotation of a GenBank genome assembly